This is a messenger RNA of Racocetra fulgida, 203 nucleotides long. The record is from the annotation of a GenBank genome assembly. Lineage: Eukaryota; Fungi; Glomeromycota; Glomeromycetes; Diversisporales; Gigasporaceae.
UUAGACCAAUGAUUAAUCCGGUAUUUGCUCCUUGUGGUGGUGAUGGGGAGGUUGAUGGUGGAUUUGUAGGCAUAGGGCAACUAGAAUUAUUAGGUGCAAAAAUGUUUACCCAUGAAAAGCAAUUGACAUCCAAUAAAUAUAUUUUUGGACUGGUUUCAUAUGAUGGUGUUGCAUUAUUGGUAAUGUUGCCUAGAUAUAUUUAA